AUGGGACUUCAGAGUGCUGAACUUUGGCUGAAACUUGCCCUGAUGCUGCAGAACCAGCUGAACAGGGGGUGCCCCCCUCCCCCGGGAGGCCGGCCUGCAAGCGGCGGCGCCGGGGCAACGGCUCGGGCGCGCGGAGGAGGCGGAGGCGGCUCGGGGGAGCAUGCUCAGUUUUCCCGGCGGCGGCAGCCGGAGCAAGAGCGGUCCUGGGCCGCCGGGAUGGAGCCGCCCGGAGCCGCCACGGCCGCGCCCGCCGAGGCCCAGCCGGAAGCAGCCGAGGAGGAGGAGGAGAGCGCGGCCCAGCCGUCCCAGGCGCCCCCGGGAGCCGGGGCGGCGCCCCACGGGAAGACGCGAGGCGCGGGCGGGCGGCGAGGCGGGGCCAGGGCGCAGCCGCGCCUCCGCCGGCCCGUCACCGUGGACAGCUCCAAGGCGCGCACCUCGCUGGACGCGCUCAAGAUCAGCCUGCGCCAGUUGCGCUGGAGAGAGUUUCCAUUUGGUCGCCGUUUGCCCUGUGACAUCUAUUGGCACGGCGUGUCAUUUCAUGAUAAUGACAUCUUCUCGGGCCAAGUCAACAAAUUUCCAGGCAUGACUGAAAUGGUGCGGAAAAUCACCCUGAGUCGUGCCGUGCGGAUCAUGCAAGAGCUGUUUCCUGAGGAGUACAACUUCUACCCCCGUUCCUGGAUCCUGCCCGAGGAGUUUACCAACUUUCUCACAGAGGUUCGUUUGAUGAAGGACAACAACCCCUCCUGGAAGCCCACUUUCAUUGUGAAACCUGAUGGGGGGUGUCAGGGGGAUGGGAUCUACCUCAUUAAAGAACCCAGUGAGGUCCGGCUGAUGGGGAACCUCCAAAGCAGGCCUGCAGUGGUCCAGGAGUACAUCUCCAAACCUCUUCUGAUCGACAAGCUGAAGUUCGAUAUCCGGCUGUAUGUCCUUCUGAAGUCUUUAGAACCCCUUGAGGUCUAUGUUGCCAAAGAUGGACUCUCUCGGUUUUGUACAGAGCCCUAUCAGGAGCCUACCCUCAAGAAUCUGCACCAGGUGUUCAUGCACUUGACCAACUAUUCGCUCAACAUCCACAGUGGGAAUUUCGUGCACUCGGACAGUAGCAACACAGGCAGCAAGCGGACAUUCUCCAGCAUCCUUUGCAGACUCUCUUCCAAGGGUGUUGACAUCAAGAAGGUCUGGUCCGAUAUUAUUGCACUCGUGAUUAAGACUGUUAUUGCAAUGAUCCCUGAACUGAAGGUUUACUAUCAGUCUGACAUACCAGCAGGAAAGCCGGGACCGUCUUGUUUCCAGAUUUUAGGGUUUGACAUUCUCCUGAUGAAGAACUUGAAGCCGAUUUUGCUGGAAGUCAAUGCCAACCCCAGCAUGAGAAUUGAGCAUGAAAAAGAGCUCUCUCCAGGAGUUUUUGAGUGUGUCCCAAGCCCUGUCGACGAAGAAGUUAAGGUGGCCGUGAUCCGGGACACGCUUCGGUUAGUGGAUCCCCAUAAGAAGAGGAAGGAAGAUAAACUAUCUCAGCCUGUGGAGCUUGCAUCCCAGGAAAACAAAGACUUCCCUGAAGAAGAAUCAAUGGACAAAUUGGAGUUGGAGCCCAGUGCAGCCCUUGAAAACAACUUGCCCACCGUGUGCCUGAAGCAGGUGUUUCCAAAGUAUUCAAAGCAGUUUAACUAUCUGCGGCUGGUGGAACGGAUUGCUGUUUUGUUCAUCCGCUUCCUGGGCGUCAAAGGCACUACCAAGCUGGGACCAACAGGUUUCCGGACAUUUGUAAGAAACUGCAAGAUUAGUAACAGCAGCUUCAGCAUGGCGGCUGCAGACAUACUGUAUAUCGACAUCAGCAGAAAGUGGAAUAGCCUUGGAGUAGACCAAAGAGAAUCAGGGAUGGGCCUGCAAGCUUUUGUGGAAGCCUUCUUUUUCCUGGCGCAGAGACGGUACAAAUCUCUCUCCCUCCACGAGCAAGUGGAGCUGCUCAUCGACUUCUGUGAGUACAACCUGACCGCACUGGACGAGAAGCGCAUGGCGUGUAGCCGCGGGGUCCUUGAGCGGCGCCCAGCCCUGGUCACCUGUCACCAAGAUCGACUGCACCUCCGGCCCGUCUCCCGCACACCACCUCCGAACCACCACCGUGUUGCCCAUAAGUUGGUCGAUUAUAGAAGUUCUCGGCCCUGAGGCGAUUUGGCUUGCGUCAGGGAAGAGCUGUGGUCUGAAAAGCCCGGAGCUGGCUGUGUGGGCCGUGGGAGGCACCCGAGACCCCCGCCUCAGCGCCACGGCUUCUUCAGUGUGGCUUGCCUGAUGGAGGCUCCUCCGCCACGAUCCCUGCUGCUGCUGCUGAACAGCAUCCCAAAUAAUGACUGUUGGGCUGGUGAUUUACCAACCUGCCCUCAGACAGUCACCACAAGCUGACUCUUCUUUUGAGUUUAUUCAAAAAGUCAUCAGUGAAAGCCAGGCACGCCAGGAGGUCAUCCUGGAACCAUC
Molecule: messenger RNA, 2466 nt
Organism: Gekko japonicus
Lineage: Eukaryota; Metazoa; Chordata; Lepidosauria; Squamata; Gekkonidae
Gene: TTLL11
Product: tubulin tyrosine ligase like11
Exons: 10
Coding region: 1-2160 (719 amino acids)
Biological process (GO): protein polyglutamylation; microtubule cytoskeleton organization
Cellular component (GO): cilium
Molecular function (GO): tubulin-glutamic acid ligase activity; tubulin binding
Source: RefSeq, a predicted model, not a curated record